Lolium rigidum is the source of this 1292-nucleotide messenger RNA. Its product is annotated as glyoxylate/hydroxypyruvate reductase HPR3-like. The record is from RefSeq and is a predicted model, not a curated record. Gene Ontology annotation, molecular function: glyoxylate reductase (NADPH) activity; hydroxypyruvate reductase [NAD(P)H] activity; NAD binding. Gene Ontology annotation, cellular component: cytosol. The transcript is spliced from 2 exons. Bases 1 to 957 code for a protein of 318 amino acids. Lineage: Eukaryota; Viridiplantae; Streptophyta; Magnoliopsida; Poales; Poaceae.
AUGGAGACCACGCCGCAGUCGCCCGCCGACGAGAAGCCGUUGGUGUUCCUGGCGCAGCCGCUCUUCCCGGAGUUCGCCGCUGCGCUCGCCGGCCGCUACCGGUUCGUCCUCUCCGCGGACGCCGACGCGGCGACUUCUGCAGAGGCGAGGGUGCUGCUCGUGCCGGGGCUCGCGCCGGUCACUGCCGAACACCUGGCCAGGCUCCCUGCGCUGGAGCUCGUGGCGGGCACCUCCGUGGGAGUUGAUCAUGUGGACCUCGGUACUUGCCGGAGCCGCGGGCUCAGCGUGACCAACGCCGGGCCAGCGUUCGCGGUUGACUCCGCCGACUACGCCGUCGGGCUCCUCGUCGCCGUGCUCCGCCGGGUGGCUGCCGCAGAUGCGUACGUCCGGAGGGGCAGGUGGGCGGCCGACGGCGACUACCCUCUCGCCACCAAGGUGAGCGGGAAGCGAGUGGGGAUCGUGGGGCUGGGCAACAUCGGCUCCCGGGUCGCGCGGCGCCUCGCCGCCUUCGGCUGCGCCGUCUCCUACCACUCGAGGUCGCCCAAGCCUUCAUCGCCAUACACGUUCGUCCCCGCGCUGCUCGACCUCGCCGCCGGCAGCGACGUGCUGGUGCUGUCCUGCGCGCUGACGGCCGAGACGAAGCACAUGGUGAACCGGGAGGUGAUGGAGGCGCUGGGGAAGGACGGCGUGCUGAUCAACGUCGGCCGGGGCGGCCUGGUGGACGAGCCGGAGCUGGUGAGGUGCCUGCGGGGCGGCGUCCUCGGCGACGCGGGCCUGGACGUGUACGCGAACGAGCCGGCCGUGCCGCCGGAGCUGUUCGGCAUGGACAACGUCGUGCUGUCGGACCACAGGGCCGUGAUCACGCCCGAGUCCAUCCGCGGCGCGCUCGAGGUGGUCACCGCCAACCUCGAGGCCUUCUUCUCAGGGAGGCCGCUCGUCAGUCCUGUGCAGCUCUGAACUCUGAAUAAAACGUUGAUCGAAGUCGUCCCGGCCUGUGCGUGUGAUUCUUUACGAUCUGAACUCUGAAGAAGCUUCAUCCUGGAAACUGGAAUAGUGGAGUGCUCACUACAUUGUCGACAAAAGAUGCGUUCCCUUAUUUGGAUUACCUCAAUGUAAUCAAAUUUCGGAGUGAACUCAGUCGAAUGUAAUCUUGGAGCAACCGAUCAGGAAUUUGAGAAUAUUCUUGCUCCCAGAUGAACUUCACAAGAGGUAAAUUUUACAAGACUCGGCAUUAUAUCAUCAAUCUGUUGAAAACUUGUGGUAGUAGUAGUAUACAAGGGUCAGGUAAUUGA